Messenger RNA from Prorocentrum cordatum, 1119 nucleotides. Lineage: Eukaryota; Dinophyceae; Prorocentrales; Prorocentraceae. The record is from the annotation of a GenBank genome assembly.
AUGGUCGUCGCGAUCGCCGGCGGCAAGGCCGAUGCGCUGGUGCCGCGGCUGGCGGGGCGCGAGGUGCUUCUCGUGUGCAUGGACCAGGUGGUCUGCUGCGACGGCGCCGUGCGGGAGAAGCCCGAGGGCGAGGAGCAGGCGAGGGCCUACUUGGAGUCGUACCGGCAGGGCAAGGGUGCGACGUGCGUCAACGGGAUAGUGGUGCACAGCACGGCAACUGGCAAGCGCGUCACUGGGGUGAACAAGGCGACCGUCUUCUGGAAGCCCUUUCCCGAUGCUGUGAUAGAUCAUUUGCUGCAGAAGGGCGACAUCUUCACUUGUGCAGGCGGCUUCGUUGUGGAAGAUCCUGAGCUCAGUACAUAUCGGGACCGAAUAGAGGGCACGAUUGAAGCCGUUGAGGGCCUGCCCAUCAAACCGCUGCGGGAGUUACUUUUGCUAGCAGCGGCACCCACCGUGACACACGUUCUCUUCGAUAUGGACGGCCUGCUGCUGGACACGGAAAGCGCUUACACCGUGGCGCAACAGGAGAUUGUCGACCGUUGGGGGAAGACCUUCACUUGGGACUUAAAGUCCAAGAUGAUGGGCAGGAAAGCGUUGGAAGCAGCGCAGAUCUUGGUGGACGAUCUCGGCUUGCAAGGAAAGAUCACCGCAGAAGAAUUUGUAACCGAGAGGGAGAAGAAGCUGGAUGUGCUGUUCGCGAACAGUUCGUUGCUGCCCGGAGUGGAGAAGUUGAUACGUCAUCUGAGCAAGCACAAGGUGCCCAUGGCUGUAGCCACCUCGUCGCACCGCAGGCAUUUCGACCUCAAGACUGGCAAGCAUAAGGAAUUAUUCGGCCUGAUGCACCACAUUGUGACAGGAGACCAGGUCGAGAAAUCUAAGCCAGCCCCAGACAUUUUCCUCACUGCGGCCGCCCAGUUCGAGGGUGACACCCCCGACCCAGGCUCCGUGCUGGUCUUUGAGGACGCCCCGAACGGAGUGGAGGCAGGGCGAGCUGCUGGCAUGCAGGUCUGCCACGUGCCAGACGCCAACCUGGGCAUCGACCAGCGUGGCGGCGCGCACUGCGAGCUGGCCUCCCUGGAGCAGUUCCGGCCGGAAGACUGGGGCCUUCCGCCUUAUUGA